This is a messenger RNA of Clonostachys rhizophaga, 2181 nucleotides long. NCBI's taxonomy places the organism in Eukaryota, Fungi, Ascomycota, Sordariomycetes, Hypocreales, Bionectriaceae. The record is from the annotation of a GenBank genome assembly.
AUGGCACCCUCUGCCACCACCGACUUGAGCGUCGCUACUCCCAAGUUUGCAGACGAGGUGCGCCUCUUUGCCCAGGAAGAUGACAAGACCGUCGACCGCUUCCUCCGCGAGUUCCGCUGCCUCAUCGCCGACCUCGUCCAGCAGUUUGGCGGCGGCCACCCGGGCUCAGCCAUGGGCAUGGCCGCCAUUGGCCUCAGUCUCUGGCGAUACACGAUGAAGUUCUCGCCCGCAAACCCCAGUUUCUUCAACCGCGACCGCUUCGUGCUCUCCAACGGCCACACCUGCUUGUUCCAAUAUGCCUUCCUCCACCUCACGGGCUAUGAGCAGAUGACCAUGGACCAGCUGAAGUCCUACCACUCCGCCCGGUAUGACUCCUUCGCCCCCGGCCACCCCGAGAUCGAGCACGAGGGAAUCGAGGUUACCACCGGCCCGCUUGGCCAAGGCGUAGCCAACGCUGUCGGUCUGGCCAUGGCCACCAAGAGCCUGGCUGCCACCUACAACAAGCCCGGCUUUGACCUCGUCAACAACACCACAUAUGUCAUGAUUGGCGACGCCUGCCCGCAGGAAGGUGUCUUCCAGGAGGCUGUCGAUCUGGCCGGCCACUGGAAGCUGAACAACCUGGUCAUGAUCUACGACAACAACCAAAUCACCUGCGACGGCAGCGUCGACAUGUGCAGCAUCGAGGAUCUCAAUGCGAGAAUGCGCGCCAACGGCUGGAACGUCAUUGAUGUCCUGGACGGCAACUACGACGUCGAGGGCAUCAUCAAGGCCCUCCAGCAGGCCAAGGCCAGCACCGAGAAGCCAACCUUCAUCAAUGUCCGCACCACCAUCGGAAUCGGCAGCAAGGUCGCGGGCGACGCCAAGGCCCACGGUGCCGCCUUCGGCGUUGACGAAGUGAGGAACGUCAAGGCCAAGUUCGGCAUGAACCCCGACGAGCAUUUUGUUGUCAGCGACGAGGUCUACAACAUCUUUGCCGACCUCAAGGCCCGCGGUCAGAAGCUCGAGCAGGAUUGGAAUGCGCUCGUUGCCGACUACGCCAAGGAGUAUCCCGAGCUUCACAAGGAGUUCAUCGCCCGUGUCGAGGGUCGCUUCACCCAAGACUGGAGGAGCAUCAUUCCUUCCAAGGACAGCUUCCCUACCACGCCUACACCCUCUCGCAAAUCCGCUGGCCUUGUCUGCAACCCUCUGGCCGCUAAGUUGUCCAACAUGAUGGUUGGCACUGCCGACUUGAGUCCCUCCGUCAACAUGGCUUGGAAGGACAAGGUUGAUUUCCAGCACCCCGAUCUAAGGACAACAGCUGGUAUCAACGGAACCUACCAAGGUCGUUAUAUCCAUUGGGGUAUUAGGGAGCACGCCAUGGCAUCUAUCUCCAACGGUCUCGCUGCUUACCAAAAGGGCACCAUCCUCCCCGUCACCUCCAGCUUCUUCAUGUUCUACAUUUACGCCGCCCCCGGUGUCCGCAUGGGCGCCCUCCAGCACCUCCAGCAAAUCCACAUCGCCACCCACGACUCCAUCGGCACCGGCGAGGACGGCCCAACCCACCAGCCCAUCGCCCUGCCCGCCCUCUACCGCGCCAUGCCCAACAUCCUCUACAUCCGCCCCUGCGACAGCGAGGAGACGGCUGGCGCCUUCGUCGCCGCCCUCGAGGCCACCAACAGCCCCUCCAUCAUCUCCCUCUCCCGCCAGAACCUCGAGCAGUUCCCUCAGCACUCGAGCCGCGACGGCGUCCUCCGGGGCGCCUACGUCUUCAUCGAGGAGGCCGACGCCGACGUCACCCUCAUCGGCGUCGGUGCCGAGAUGGCCUUCGCCGUCAAGACCCGCGAGGUCCUCGCCAAGAAGUUCGGCAUCAGGGCGCGCGUCGUCUCCUUCCCCUGCCAGCGCCUCUUCGAAGCGCAGCCGGCCGAGUACAAGCGCGAGACGCUGCGGUACCGCUCCAACGCGCCCCGCGUCGUCAUCGAGGCGUACGCCGUCAACGGGUGGGAGCGCUACGCCGACGCCGGGUACAGCAUGUCGACAUUCGGCAAGAGUCUGCCCGGCAAGGACGCCUACGAGUUCUUCGGGUUCAACGGGGAGAAAAUCGCGCCGCAGGUGGCCAAGCUGGUGGAGGAUGUGAGGAGGGACGGGAUCGAGAGCCUGCGUGGGGAGUUCCGUGACUUGAACACUCCACCUGCGAACCACUGA